AUGCCACCUUUUCACGAAGAGCAAAUCUUUCGACAACAAAUUGACGAGCAACAUAAAAGAUAUGCCAAACAGUCUAACGCUGCUGCCUCAAGUCGAACGCAACAUAAAUUGCAGUUGCAGAGACUAUCUUUUUUAACCAAUGAUAAAAACUAUCUGGACCACCCCAAAAAUAUGAAGCGAUUGACUAAAGAAAUUGACCGUGUUAAUCGUGAAUAUAGAUGUGUUCGAAGAUUUGAAGACCCUAUUCAGGAAUCCUUCAGGCGCUUAAAUGAAAGAAAAGCUAGCGUCAAUUCAACACAGGAUGCCCACCUUACCACUACAGCCACUAUAGCGUCCAAGGCUAUUCUUAGUAGAACAGAUAGUCAAAGCAGCAGUAGCAGUAGUAGUAAUAGCAGUAGUUUAUCCUCCUCCGCUGAACAGCAGAAUGGUUUUCUAGGUCGAUGGUUUGCUCAAGAAAAUACCACCAGUAGCUCAAUUAACAGUCAUUUGAACAACAGCCACAUCAUAGACUCAAAUGCUGUAGUCUAUUCAUUUCAUCCAACCAUUGCUAAUAGCAUGAAACGCAGAACAAAACAUUAA
Mucor mucedo is the source of this 579-nucleotide messenger RNA. RefSeq lists its product as uncharacterized. The record is from RefSeq and is a predicted model, not a curated record. Lineage: Eukaryota; Fungi; Mucoromycota; Mucoromycetes; Mucorales; Mucoraceae. Gene Ontology annotation, biological process: TOR signaling. The transcript has a single exon. Gene Ontology annotation, cellular component: TORC1 complex; fungal-type vacuole membrane. Bases 1 to 579 code for a protein of 192 amino acids.